Messenger RNA from Diorhabda carinulata, 3207 nucleotides. RefSeq lists its product as uncharacterized. The transcript has 10 exons. Lineage: Eukaryota; Metazoa; Arthropoda; Insecta; Coleoptera; Chrysomelidae. The record is from RefSeq and is a predicted model, not a curated record. Gene Ontology annotation, biological process: ribosome biogenesis. Gene Ontology annotation, cellular component: nucleolus. Bases 276 to 3206 code for a protein of 976 amino acids.
AUGCGUAUCAUUCUUUCAUUUGACAAAUACAUGUUUCUUUGAUACGGUAUUUAUAUUUGAGUUGAGGUUAUGGUGAAAUUGGAUUUCAGUGUAAUGAAAUACACUUUAAAUGGUUUCCAGUAUGAAAUGUUACCUUUAAUAAGUUAUCGCCCCAAAAAAAUUUGUUGGAGCUACUGGAAGUUUUAGAGAAAACCAAACUUGAUCUUAAGUCCACAGUAAAUGAAAUAACUAACUGAAUUAUUUUGAUAAAUUCGGUAAUCUCUGAUAAUUCUACUAUGAAUUAUAAAAUAUUGGAAAAAAUGAUUCCAAUAGAUCCUACAAUAACUCAAACACAAUUGGAGGAAAUAUUACAAUUUACGUUAAUGGGAGAAGGUAACGCAAAUGAAUAUGAAAAGAUCUUACUGAUGAUUAUUGAUACAUUUUCAAAGUUACACAGAUUUGAAAAUUUAAUAUUUAAAAUUGUUACUGUUAUAAAUAACUACUGCGAAGAUGUUUCAAAUAAGAAAAAGAAAAAAGUAAAUUUGGAAGUUCGAGAUUUAUUAACAACGAAUAUCCUGGCGUCAAUAUCUAGGAUUAUCCAGAAUUUGGCCAGUUGGCAAGUUAUCAACGUAUUCAAGACUCUAUUAUUCUCAUUGAAAAAAGUUGUGGACAAUCUAAAUGUUUUGGGUGCUAAAAUAGAAUAUUGCUUCCACUUGGAAUAUUUGAGUGAAUUAAUGGGAACGUUUUUGUCAAGUAUUAGAGUAGCGGAACAUACUGUAGCUGUUAAUGUAGUUGAAAAGACAAAAAAAUGUCAAAAGGAAUUGGAAGACAUACUACAUAAUUUAGGAACAGGCCUCCUAAAUAGAAAACAUAAUUGUAGUUUGAUGAGAUCCUUUUUAAAUAUGGGAUACUAUUGGGCCGAAAUGAAUAUCAUUUUGAAAUAUUAUUCUUUGAAUCAAGAAGAUAAAACAAAAGCCUCUGCUUUGGAUUACAAUCUUGCCGCUUGCAACAUAACUUAUAUACAUCCUUAUUUGAGUAUUGACGAAUGGUGUUCAAUAUCUGAAAGGAUAACUAACUUUGGAGAAGUAUCUUGUAAACAAUUGUUGUAUAAGUUAUUUGUACAGAAAGUACAAGCUUUGUAUAUUUUUGAAGAAAAAGUUAGUGAAGAAGUUUUACAGGAUCUACUGAGAUACCUAACAAGAGAUUUGAACGAUAUUUGGAAAUAUAUUUUACAAAAUAAAUUUUUGAGCAACAAUUUGUUACCUUUAAUGGAUCAAUCGUCAAUAAAUGCUCUAACUGAAAUAUUGAUAGAUGAAUUUGACAAUUUUCAGAAUAUUCAACAUAUUUUUGAUAACACAACUAUUUUGAAUGCUAUUGUUUAUACUGUCAUCGCAAAAUGUGAUAGAUUGAUAUCAAAUAGAAAAAGAAAACACAACGAAGAAGGACAAAUGAAAAAAAUGCGAAGCACGAAAAUAUUUAAUGAAAUGGCGAAUGCUUUAUUCGAAGAAGAAAAUAAAGAUAUAACACCUUUAAAAAAAAUUAAACGAAUAAUGGAAAUAGAUAUCGAAAAUAAUUUGGAAGUUACAUUUGAAGAAUCAAAAGUUUUGGUCCUUCUAGAAGUCGCAAGAAAAUUUCCCAUAUUAUUUUGUAAACAAUCGGUACAAAAUUAUUUUCUUCUCUAUUUGUUUUCUUUGCACAAGGAUAUGACUUCGGAAUUUUCUAAAAAAAAUUAUACGAAUCUACAAGUCAGUCUAGAAACUAUAAUUUUAGGAAUCCUUCAACAGUAUAAAUACAGAUUAGAAGAUAUAUUUACAAUAAACAACUUAUGCGAUGAAGUCUUGACCAAUUUCAUUGAAUGGAAGAGUGUAGUUACUUUGAUAAUAGAAAAUUUGUUUCGAGAUAGAGAAGAAGUAGUAAAUGUUGAGUCAUUCGUUUUGCAUAUGGCAGAUAAGUUGCAUAUAUACACAUACAUGUAUUGUGCUAUUUGUAUUUUAAAUACAUUGAACAAGUAUAAAAAACUAAAAUUACCGAAGGAGAUAAAAAGUAUGGCUGAAAAUUUUAAACUGAUAAUAUGCAACAAAAUAUAUGAAUUAGUUCUUACAAGUGAUCCGGAAGAUUUUUUAUUACCUGGAUAUGUGUAUACUAUGAGAAUGUUCAUAGCACAAGAAGAAACUGAAAAAAUUUCACAAUUAGAAACAAUUUUAAAAUCGUAUCUAGAGUUUUCGCUACAAAAAUAUGAAGAAUUUGAUAAGUCCAGUUAUUUGCAGCUAUUCAAUACAGUUUUACAAAACAAAACUGUUUUAAAAACAAACGUAGAUGAUCUACCAUUGAAAAUAUGGAAAGUGUGCAAAAACAACCAAACAGUUUACAAAAGAUUCGACGAAUUUUCACCAUUGAUGCUUCUAAUAGUCGGAUGUGUUUCUAAUGAAGAUUUUUUUUCAAUCAUGGAAGAUCUUUUAUUCAUUUCAGAAAGUUUUUUGAUUAAAAACAAACACGAGGCGUUUGGAAAUGUAUUGAAAACCUGGGUGGCGAUAUUAACUUCAAACAUAAAUUCUAUCAAAACAAAAAAAUUAUUAGAUUCGCUAGAAAUACUUAUAUCGCAAAUCAUUCACCAUUUCAGAAAUGCCGAUUAUAGCAAAGACAUACUCAACUUUGAGAUAACAAUAGUGCAGACAAAGCAACUCCAUCUAUCGCCAUCUUUAAUAGAUGUUUUAAUAUUGAGUGCUACAAUAUCAUUGAAUAAAGAACAAAUAGAUUUCAAAGAAUCGUAUACCUUAGCAAUAUCUCUAUUAUCAAAUUUAUUGAAAUACCGCAAAUCUAUUAUUAUGGAUAGGUUACCACCAUAUUUGAAACAAUUUAGAAUGUUAUUAAAAACUCUCUGUUCAAAGAGUAACGCGGAUGAAACAACUGAGGAAGAAGUCGUUCAACAGUUAUCGGAUUGUGCUUUCCAAUUAGAGAAAUUAACAAAAAAUUUAGUUGUCCACCAAAAAGAUAUGUCCAGAAUCGCUAUGUACAUUAUUGCCGAUACAUUGGAACAGUAUGAAAAGAUAAACAUAUUUCCAAAAGUUAAGAUGCACUUAAAUAACUGUUUGUACAGUUUGUUAACUAUAUGUGAUCAACAUGCUAUAUCUUACUUAAUGAGGGUAUUAUCCACUGCUUCUACUGAAAUAUUCAAAGUUGUGUAUGAACAUUACAAAAAAUAUUAUAGAUUUACAGGAAAAGCUUAAA